AUGCCACUCCGUCUUCGAGUCGACGGAACCGUCUUUCGCGAUGGCCACAAUCGCGAGGUCACGCUACACGGAAUCAACGUAGCUGGCGAUGCCAAAUACCCCCUGAAUCCGGAUCAAUGCUCGCACGUCAAAGAGAAGUUUUUCGACGGUGAUGAUGUCUCUUUCGUCGGCCGGCCUUUCAGCCUCGAAGAAGCCCAUACGCAUUUCGACCGCUUAAAGAGAUGGGGAUACAACACAAUUCGUUACAUAUACACCUGGGAAGCCAUUGAACAUGCCGGUCCGGGAAAGUACGAUGAAGAGUGGAUCCAGCACACCAUCAAGGUUUUGCGCUUGGCCAAGGAGUACGGUUUUUACGUCUUCAUGGACCCCCACCAAGAUGUCUGGUCGAGAUAUACUGGCGGCUCCGGUGCUCCCAUGUGGACCAUCUACGCAUGUGGUCUGAAUCCUAAGGCUUUCCAUCAAACACAGGCUGCCUUUGUUCAAAACACAUGGCCAAACCCUGCCGAUUUCCCUAAGAUGGUCUGGGCUACCAAUUACCAACGUCUGGCCUGUCAAACUAUUCUCACACUAUUCUUUGCUGGCAAAGAAUUCGCCCCCAAAGCUAUUCUGGACGGAGUUAACAUUCAGGAUUAUCUCCAAGGCCAUUUCAUGGGUGCCAAUAAGAUCCUGGCCCAGCGCAUCAAAGAAGCUGGCGACCUCGAACACGACGUUGUUAUUGGGUGGGAAAGCAUGAAUGAACCGAACAGAGGUUACAUUGGUUGGGAGGAUCUUUCCAAGUGGCCAGCAGAUCAGAACUUGAAGAAGGGUCCGGCACCGACAGCCUUCCAGUCCAUGCUGACUGGUCUUGGUAGAGCUGUGGAGCAAGACACUUUCGACUUUGGCAACUUUGGUCCUUACAAGUCUGGCAGUGAGCUUGUUGAUCCUAAGGGAGAAAUCGCAUGGCUACCAGUGGACUACGACGAUUCCCGUUACGGCUGGAAGAGAGACCCUGAUUGGAAGCUUGGUCAGUGUCUAUGGGCUCAGCAUGGAGUUUGGGAUCCCAAGAACGACAAGCUUCUGAAAAAGGAUUACUUCUCCAAGGUACCAGUCUCUGGUGAGACAAUCACACACGAGUACUACACCAACAACUUCUGGUUGAGUCAUUACCGAGCAUACAGAGACACGAUCAGAAGCAUCUUCCCUGACACGAUCAUGUUCUGCCAGUCCUCACCAUUUGAGGUGCCACCUUCAAUCAAAGGUACCAAAGAUGACGAUCCGCAGAUGGUUUUCGCUCCUCAUUUCUAUGAUGGUAUCACCCUUAUAACAAAGAAAUGGAACCGAUUCUGGAACGUCGACGUGGUUGGCAUUAUGCGUGGCAAGUACCUAAGUCCUGCAUUUGCGGUCAAGAUCGGAGAGAGUGCUAUCAGGAACUGUUUCCGUGAUCAGCUCAAAUACCUGCGCGAAGAAGGAGAGGAGAAGAUGGGCGCUCGCCCCACCGUCUUUACUGAGAUUGGUAUCCCUUACGACAUGGACGAUAAAUAUGCAUACAAGACCGGCAACUACACGAGCCAAACGCUCGCAAUGGAUGCAAACCACUAUGCGCUUGAGGGAUCGGGAGUGGCAGGAUUUACUUUAUGGACCUACGUGCCAUCAAACACCCACUACUGGGGUGACAACUGGAAUGGCGAGGAUCUCUCCAUCUAUUCGGCCGACGACAAACAACUACCAACCUCCCCCGAGGUAGACAGCGCAACGUACAACCCAGAAUCGCCGUCAUACUCUGAAGGUAGAACAUCCGGAGACGCAUCAGUCAGCCCAUCAAUACUGAAGAGAACAUUGUCUGUAGAUCGAAUGAGCGCCUCACGAACACCGUCGGUCAACUCUGAGGGUGUUGGCAUGCGUGCAGCCGAGGCUUAUGUGCGACCCACUCAGACAGCGACACAUGGACGUGUUGUGUCUCACGGCUUCGACCUAAAGAACUGCGUCUUCCACCUGACACUAUCUGCGCCAAGUUCAACGGCAGAGGACGCACCGACCGAGAUCUUCCUGCCAGAGUAUCACUUCCCACAAGGCAAGACCGAGAUAGAGGUCCUAGGAGGAAAGUGGAAGAUCAGUGUAGACGAGACGCAAGGCGCGUCGCAGCAAGUGCUGAGAUGGUGGCAUGCAGCAGGCGAGCAAAAGUUGACGGUCAAGGGUCUGAAGAGACGACAGGGCACGGCGAUUGGGUCUGAAGCUGAAGCGGGAUACCUGGAUCAGUGCAAGGAGACUGGCAAGUCAUGCACUGUUAUGUAG
This is a messenger RNA of Aureobasidium pullulans EXF-150, 2271 nucleotides long. RefSeq names its product glycoside hydrolase. Gene Ontology annotation, biological process: carbohydrate metabolic process; ergosteryl 3-beta-D-glucoside catabolic process. NCBI's taxonomy places the organism in Eukaryota, Fungi, Ascomycota, Dothideomycetes, Dothideales, Saccotheciaceae. The transcript has 2 exons. The record is from RefSeq and is a predicted model, not a curated record. Gene Ontology annotation, molecular function: steryl-beta-glucosidase activity. The coding region runs from base 1 to 2271 and encodes 756 amino acids.